Molecule: messenger RNA, 824 nt
Organism: Argiope bruennichi
Lineage: Eukaryota; Metazoa; Arthropoda; Arachnida; Araneae; Araneidae
Exons: 3
Coding region: 135-605 (156 amino acids)
Source: RefSeq, a predicted model, not a curated record
AUUUAAUGCGCCUCUCACUAGAAAUAUAUAUUCUGAUUCUUUUAAUUUCGUUUUAAAUUUAUUUGGAAUACAGUAUUUUCUGUUGUGUUUCUUUUCAGCUUAUAUCAGGUGGAAUUAAGAUCCAGGUUUUGACGAUGCAUCUAAAGUUUACGAUAGCUGUUCUAAGCCUUUUUGUGGUUUUAAAAUUGACAAAAACGAAAUACAUUUCUAAAUCUACAGAUGAUGUUUAUAACGAACGAUCUGAAAUAUUAACCAGUGCAGCGGCUGAUGAAGCAGAAUCGACAUCAGAGCCAUUUUCUGAUGACCCUACUUCUACAAAAUCUAAUGGCAUCAUCGAACCCGAAAUAUCAUGGAAAGAUUAUUUUAAAAAUCUCAAUAAAACAAACGGAGAAGCAGAUGAAUCCAAGGGGUUUUGGCCAUUCUUUCCCUAUAUUGUCUUUGCGGUGGUGGUUCUAGGCCUAGUGUACGUGGUGAAGAUGUUUUUGGAUUUUAUGAAAUUUUGUGCCAAGUUUUAUCAAAAGCUACCGCCAAAAUUUGCUUCAAAACAAAUACAAACAUGUGAUGUUGAAUUUGUAAAAUCGAGUAACAUUCAAACAAAUCUUUGAUAUAUUUUUUAUCCCUUUUGUAAUUUAAAACACCUGUUGUUUUACUUAAAUCAUGUAAAUCUAUCAAGGAAAAUUCAUUAUAUCAUACAAGAUUAUACACAUCUAUUUAUUACACAUCUAUUUGUACAACUAUUUGUUUAUUAUACACAUCUAUUUGUGGAUAUUAAUCUUAUGUAAUCUCUUAACUCACUUAAUAUUAUGUGACGUUAUCCAUGCAGC